AAAUAUAUUUAUUUUCUUAAUUACUUUAGAAAGUCAAUAAUAUGCUGUUUGGAUGCGCCUUGUGUGUAUUUAUCGAUGUGGCUCGUGUCUAUUUACUUGCGUAUGCGCCAAAGUGUGCAAUCUUAAAUGAAAAUUCGGAAAUGAUUCUUUCCGAAUUGACCCUAAAUUACGAAUCUUAUCUGAUCUUAUCGUAGCAUCGAUGAUAAUACUUUAUCGAUCGGUGACGCGUUUAAAAGUCGUAUGUGGAAAGUGGCGGAUACAUAUUAAUUUCAGUCUUCGCAAUAAGUAAGUCGCAAAAUUCGCAAAUAUGUCCUCGAUAGGUCGAGAAAAUGAACCGAGACUCAGUAUCUUCGAUGAUUACUACGAUGACAGCAGUUCAGGAGAAACUGAGGGAGAGGAUUUGCAGAAGGAUGUUCCGCCAUGGGAUAUGUUCAAAUCCUUCCCCUCUCAAAUAGAAAGUGGAUCCGUGCGGAAUAAUCAAUUUUUCGAGGUUGUCAUUUGUAUUAUAAAAGUGCUAAUUUAUGGAUUGCUAUUUGUUAUCGUUUUAUGCAGUGGUAUCGCGGCUAAAACUGCUAUCUUAUUUGCAACCUCGCAGUUGCAGAAGAAUCAAUCGUGGCCCAUUUGCAGUUAUUCAGAACGGAAAGGAUAUGAGGUCUUGAAUGAAAUUAAACAUACGGAGGACGGCCGCUUAGGAUGGACUUGGUGCCUGAUUUUUAUAUUUCUCGUACCGGAAUGCAUCGGUGUAUUAAACGCUUUAUGGCAUUAUUUAUUCAAGAGGAAACCGAGAAUGCCGAAAAAGCGAUAUAUUCUCUUCACGAUCGUGAUAGACACUCUCCAUACGAUCGGUUUGGUUCUGUUAACUUUUAUCAUCCUGCCGGAAAUUGGAGCGGUGCAAGGCGCCACUAUUUUUUGCUGUUUGUGUUUUAUACCAGGAUUGUUAAAUUUACUCUCGCGAGAUGAGAAGGAUCGAAAUUUAUGGACGAACAAAGCAAGAUUAUUCAAAAUCUUUGAUGCACUGGCGUUGGUCUCACAAAUUAGCGGGAUAUUCUUGCCCAUUCUGAUCCAAUAUGACGUUAACAAAACAUCGACGUGGAUCUUUCCCAUCGCUCUCAUAUUGUGCUCGAUUCGUUGGUGGAGCAAUUUUGUGUUCUUUCGUAAUAAUGUUGGUCUGAUGCGAUUCUUAUCCUCUGUGAAGGAGGAUCUUCAGCCGAGUCAGCACAUUGUGCAAGGAUUCGCGUCCUUUUGCAGAAUAAUCAUUUUUAUCAUCGGUGCUUUCGUCGUUAAUGUAUGCCAAGAGGUAGAUGCCAAGAGCUUCUUUUUACCCAGAUUCAAUGAAGCGUAUAAUGUUAAUUUAAUUGCGCUUAAGGAUGUAUCGCAGGAAGAACAUUUUUUGACUGAAAACUUUAUGCCUCUCUACGUCUUUGCGGUACAAGCUGUCUGUGCCAUGACAAUGUAUCAAGCUUGUAAAUUCGCCUACAGGACCCAUAUGUACCAGUUUGGCUUCGCUUUUCCAAUAAGCUUGGCUGGUCUAGGAACAGUAUGCUUAAUCAUGGCUCUUUACGACAUCAGGAACAAGAAUGUCUGCGCCUUUUAUGGUACAUUUAUAGACUACUUUUUCUUCAAAGAAUUCUUGUUGAAAGAUUGGAGCGCAUUUGUCUCCAAUUGGUAUACUUGGUGUUGGCUGAUAUGGUUGAUGUCGCAAAUAUGGAUCACGAGACACUUGUGGACUACCGAGAAUGAAAGACUGGCGUUAGCGGAAAGAAUCUUCUCCACCAUUACUUACGAUUCUCUUAUGAUCGAUCAAUGUUUAGCCUUGAACAAAAAAACACAAAAUGAGGAUGCUGAUGAGGACGAUGAGGAGAAAAACAAAGACACCGAAAUUCCAAAUGAUGAUGAUUUCAAAAUAGAAGCUACCGAUAUCAGUUUAGACAUUGGAAAGCUCGAGCAGGACUUAAAUAGAGAAGAUCUAAACACAAAUAAACGCAAGGAUCGUAUCUCAAAGAUUUAUGCGUGCGCUACGAUGUGGCAUGAAGAGAGAAACGAGAUGAAUCAUUUGAUAAGCAGUAUCCUGCGAUUGGACAGGGAUCAAUGUGCAAUGCGCGAGACGCAGAGACAUUACAAGGUUCGAAUCGAGGACUAUUAUGAGUUGGAAACGCACAUUUUCUUCGACGACGCUUUUUGCUGCAUGCACGGCUGCAUUGAUCCAUGCAAUCACGAUGAGAAUGAGACACAAGUCAAUCAAUAUGUGAUAACGCUGGUGGAAACAAUUCAAAAGAAUGUGGAGGAUUUGAGAAUGCAUUAUACACCGCCCAUUAAAUAUCCGACGCCUUAUGGAGGUCGUCUUGCGUGGACGUUACCUGGAAAAACUCAAUUGAUAGUUCAUUUGAAGGAUAACAAUAAGAUCAGGCACAGAAAACGAUGGAGUCAGGUGAUGUACAUGUAUUAUCUUCUGGGCUAUCGCUUGAUGGGUCUCUCGAUCGACGUAGAUCGGAAAGAGAUCAUCGCUGAGAAUACAUACAUUCUCACGUUGGAUGGAGAUAUCGACUUCCGACCUACCGCUGUCAAGAUUCUGGUGGACCUGAUGAAAAAGGAUAAGGAUCUUGGUGCCGCAUGUGGCCGAAUACAUCCAGUCGGAUCAGGUCCAAUAAUCUGGUUCCAAAAGUUCGAAUACGCCAUCGGCCAUUGGCUGCAAAAAUCCACAGAGCACACGAUCGGUUGCGUUCUGUGCAGCCCCGGCUGUUUUUCGCUCUUCCGAGCGAAGGCGUUGAUGCAACAUAACGUGAUGGCGAAAUAUGCCACUAAAUCGACCGAAGCCAGACAUUACAUUCAAUAUGAUCAAGGUGAGGACCGAUGGCUCUGUACAUUGCUUCUCCAAGUGGGUUCCCGGGUCGAAUAUUCAGCGGCGAGUGACGCGUAUACUCACGCACCGGAAAUCUUCAGAGAUUUGUUUAUACAACGUCGUAGGUGGAUUCCCUCCACUGUCGCAAAUAUAUUUGAUUUAUUGAUGACCGCCCAACAGACGAGAGAGGUCAACAACGACAUUUCAUGGCUGUACAUCGCUUAUCAAUGGGUCCUAAUGGGGAGUACAAUCCUAGGACCAGGAACGAUAUUUCUGAUGAUGGUCGGCGCAUUUGUUGCCGCAUUUCGUAUCGAUAACUGGACCAGUUUCUGGUACAAUCUGAUCCCAAUCGGCGUGUUCAUCGGAGUCUGCUUCACUUGUAAGGAACGCGUGCAGUUAAUAGUAGCUGAGAUCAUCAGUGCCAUGUACGGGCUAGUGAUGGUGAUUGUUCUGGUGGGAAUUAUGUUACAAAUUGCCGAGGAUGGAUGGUUAGCACCCAGCAGCAUUCUCUUCUUUAUUGUCGCGUGUCAAAUGAUAGUGGCUGGCUUGUUACAUCCCCAGGAAGCAACUUGUCUAUUGUGUGGCAUUAUCUAUUACAUCACAGUGCCCUCCAUGUACAUGUUGCUGACCGUCUUUUCCGUUUUCAAUGUACAUAACGUUACAUGGGGUACGCGAGACUCGAAGAAGGCGAGUGUUCCUCAAGAGGAGCAGAAAUCUACGAGAAUUGGCAAUCUGUCCAAGUUCAUAAUGAGAUCAGGAAACAGGCAAGAUGGGAAUCAAAAAGGCUCGUUCGAAUUUUCUUUAGGAGAUAUUUUUAAAUGCGUCUGUUGCAUUCAUUCGGGAAUAAGUUACGAAGAGAAGCGGUUGAACGAGAUCAACGAGUCCUUGCAACAAAUAAAUAAGCAUCUGAGCCUAUUAGACAGUCAACUACAUGCAACGAAAAUGGAGGCAAACAAUGCUGCUCAAUCAUCUUCCAAUGCUAAUAUAUACACAAAAUCAUAUUUUCCAAUGGAAGAGAUAAUAGAAGAGGAAGUACCCGAGGGAAUCGAGCUACAAAUGAGCGAUAAGAGCGAUCAUGAGAACGAAACCUACAAGGAUUCUGACGACGACGAAAGCGAUGUUCUGACACAGGUGUCGGGGGUCUCUAGUCAUGAUCGUUCUUCCAACUUCCUCAUCAGUCCUUACUGGCUCCAGGACGAAAGAAUGCGAAAGGGUGAGGUAGAUUUUCUAUCGAAUUUUGAGGAGGAAUUCUGGAAGGAUUUGAUUGCGAAAUAUUUGCGACCCAUUGAAAGCGACGAAGAGAGUGAGAAUAAAAUAGCUCAGGAACUGAUAAACUGUCGCGAUGCAUAUCUAUCAAAGUUCUUCAUGAUAAAUGCUCUGUUCGUGUUGAUCGUAUUCCUUAUGCAAUUGAAUAAAAGUAUAUUGUAUUUGCAAUGGCCACUGGCAAUGAAGUACAAUAUCACAUUUGUUGCAAAAGGAGAUGAAUAUGAGGUGCACAUGGGAAAAGAAUAUUUAAAACUCGAGCCGAUUGGAUGCUUAUUUAUUGUUGCGUUCAUCAGCAUAUUGGGUAUCCAGUUUUUCGCUAUGCUAUUUCACCGAUUCGACACAUUUGCCCAUAUGCUCGCUAGUACGAGGCUUCCUUUCUGCUCUAAGAUAACUUCCUCAGAAGAUAGCAUUUUCGGGAGAGAUGCUGAUAAAAUAGCACAAGGACUUCAACAUAUGGCAGACGAUGAUCUAAUUUUUGAAUUUAGACGAAGUACCUUGACGUCUCCUGGCAGACGAAGGACUAUAUCUGAGUUAACGAAAAAAGGGCCAUCGCAUGGGCCGUUGAGAAUGCUAGGAAACUUUGAAAAGCUAUUUCGACGAAAGCUUCGUAAUCCAAAUGCAUCGGGUUUGACGCGACACAUGUCCAGACGAAUGUCAAAAGGUGCAUUUGACGCCUUUGAGCGGAGACGUUCAUCUAUUCUAGCAGAAAGAAGAAGGACACAGACUCAGAAACCGUAUGAUAUUUAUGAUGAUGCUAAUGAUUUAAGAAGGCAUUCGAAUCAUAUCUUUAAUAAUCUACAACCAAGACACUCGAACUCCAGUCAAUUUCAAUAUGAUAAUCGGGGAUUUAAACCGGACGAGAAUAUAUGAGACAUGCUAAAAAUUAAUUUAAUUUAGUGACAUACAGUGUAGACAAAGUUCAUAAUUUCUCAAUUUGUCUAAUAACUUAUAAUUUCCUUUAUAACGUUUUGUAACAUUAUAAAGUUUUGUAAUUGA
This is a messenger RNA of Camponotus floridanus (Florida carpenter ant), 5101 nucleotides long. Its product is annotated as chitin synthase chs-2. The record is from RefSeq and is a predicted model, not a curated record. The transcript is spliced from 19 exons. Lineage: Eukaryota; Metazoa; Arthropoda; Insecta; Hymenoptera; Formicidae. Bases 308 to 4975 code for a protein of 1555 amino acids. Gene Ontology annotation, cellular component: cell septum; cell periphery. Gene Ontology annotation, molecular function: chitin synthase activity.